AGUUAGUCUCCUUGAACAUUAGAACUAAAAUGUAUUAAUUGAUUUUGACAAAUGACAACUUAAAAAAAAUGAAAAAUGUCAUAUAUUUGUAUUUGAUUUUGAAUACAGGUGAAAAUGUGUUUGAAUGAGUAAAAAAUCAUGUAUAUUUUCGAAUCUUCAAUGACCACUGUAUGAAAUAAUUUUAAUAGAGUGGAAUCGUAUUUUCUCGAAAAGUUGUGUUGACAUUUCUUCGGACCUUUACCUCGAAAAAUGGCGGCUCCCGUAUAUGUUGAGGAAGAACUAGUGCGAAAAUGGGAUAAAUGCUUUUCAGAUGGGUUACUAAAAUUUGGUGGAGGCCUGGCACUAGGCACAGUUUUCUCUCUGUUAUUUUUUAAAAGAAGAAGGUGGCCAAUCUUGAUGGGUGGCGGUUUUGGAAUCGGUAUGGCAUACUCAAAUUGUGAGCAAGACCUCAACGGAACAUUCCGUCGUUGUGAUCACUGUGCAGACAAACCAGCAGAUAUGCCUAGUAAAUAGCCUCAUUUAAGAGUUUGGAGAGAAUACUGCCUCAUAAGUCACCGCGGGUUUAUUUCCAACUUAAAUUGAUGAGUAGUUGUAAAUAUUAAAAUUAAAUAUUUGUUAAAUACUUGUUUUUAAUUUAAUUUAUUCACUUUUGAGUGUUUUUAUUCAAUGUGUAAUAAAGGGAGUACCUAUGCUGUU
This is a messenger RNA of Phaedon cochleariae (mustard beetle), 696 nucleotides long. Lineage: Eukaryota; Metazoa; Arthropoda; Insecta; Coleoptera; Chrysomelidae. The record is from the annotation of a GenBank genome assembly.